UCUCCGGCAGCAGAUCGGCUCGCCCGAUCAUCCGCCACGUGUCCUACCUCCGUCCCCUUCCUCCCUUUCUAUCUUCACAUUCACCCGAUUCCUCCUCCACUGCGGAGGAAGGUGAGGACUACCUCUCUCCUAUCUCUCUGUCUCCUUCCUGUUCUCUCUCUCUUACCCCGUCACCAUCGCCAUGAGCUUUGCAACGGAGCAAGUGAUCGGCGCGCAGCUUCUUACUCCGCGGGGGCGAAUCAGCGCCAUACGGCAGGUGCAGCGGCCCCAUCUCUGCUCUGAUCUCCUCCGGUUUGCAGCUUUCUUCAGUAUGUCGGCAAUCUACGCAGCGGCAGAGUUCCGAUUCACGGAAGAAGCAACUACGAGCGUUCUGGCCGAGAUCUCGGCCUUUCGACAGUUAUCCCCUCCUGGGAUUAGCCAUAUCGCCGCUGUCAACGUCUUUACAGGAGACAUCACCGUGAUUCCGUCGGAGAUUCACUCCGCCAUCUAUCGGACAUUGCGCGUCUGGGCUGGGGAAGUGCGGACAGCGUGGACCUCUCUCCUGGCUUGGCGAGGAGACACCGUCGUGCAGGCGCAUGACACGGACCUCCAGCUCCGCUCGUGGGUGGACGAUCUGCCCCUGGACAUCUUGUCGCACAGUGACAAGCAGCCUGGCACCCACAUGCUGUCUCGAAUGCUCGAGCCGCACCUUGCGUGGUCCACGUGCACGAAGAUUGACGAGGACAACUGUCUCUAUCCUUCCCAGGCGCUCUACCUGGAGAUCGACGUUACCGAUCUCACGUCUUGGGACCCGAUUGCGAGGCAAAACGCGGCGCAAGACGAGGAGAUAGGGGGAGCAGACGAAGAGGAGGAAGAGCAAGAGCCAUCGAGCGAAAAACGAGACGAUCCAGACUACGUACCGGAAAGCGAAGCAGGGAUAACCGACGAAUCGAGCCAACCGCGGGACGAUAACGAAGAGGAGGAAGAGGUGGAACCACACGAGGAAGAAGAAGAAGGAAACGAGCAAGCAAAGUCGGAGUACGAAGGAUUCGAGGCUGAAGUGCGCGACGCGGCUUGAGAAAGAGCACAAGAGCACAAAAAACGAAGGCGCCAGAAGACCGCGGAGGGAAAACGGCCCGCGACAAACGAUCCAUCGAUCGG
Molecule: messenger RNA, 1140 nt
Organism: Chara braunii
Lineage: Eukaryota; Viridiplantae; Streptophyta; Charophyceae; Charales; Characeae
Source: the annotation of a GenBank genome assembly